Molecule: messenger RNA, 1134 nt
Organism: Aspergillus sclerotioniger CBS 115572
Lineage: Eukaryota; Fungi; Ascomycota; Eurotiomycetes; Eurotiales; Aspergillaceae
Product: NAD(P)-binding protein
Exons: 1
Coding region: 197-1102 (301 amino acids)
Source: RefSeq, a predicted model, not a curated record
UGUACAUAACAAACUACGAGCAUACAGGGUGGAGUUGGGACCGGACGCAGAUCAGAUUCUAAAACCCGGCGAGAGUCCGCUUACUGAGAAAGAACUCAACCCUGACAAGAAAUCGAAAUAAAUAAAUACCCUGCUUGACAACAAGUAUGGACUCCCAUCGAUAUUCAUUCUCCUUCGUUAUAUCAAUUCCUUCACGAUGCCCAAAUACACCAACGUGAUCAUCUUCGGUGCUACCGGCGAUGUAGGCUCUGCCGCCGCCCUCCAAGCCCACCAAGAGGGAGCCACAGUUUCGCUAGCGAUGCGCAAUACCUCCAAACCAAUCCCCCAACUCGACCACCUCCCUUUCAAAAAAUACCAAGCCGACUUAACUCAACCCAGUACCCUGAAGACCGCGGUUCGCGAGGCAAACGCACAAGCUGCGUUCAUCUACGGGAUCUUCUCCGGCCCAGACUACAUGAGAAGCGCUCUCCGAGCUCUCAAGGAAGCCGGAGUCGAGUUCAUCGUCUUCCUAAGCAGCUUCAUCAUCCUGACCGACAUCCACGCAGUGGAUCCAUCCGAUAUAGUCCCCUGGGAGCACGCCCAGGUGGAAAUCGCACUAGAGGAAGUCUACGGACGCGCUUCCUACGUCGCCGUGCGACCUGCUUUCUACGCCAGCAAUAUCUUGCAUGAAAAGCAGGCUAUUUUACAAGGAGAAGUGAAGCACCCUAAUCCCGAAGCGACGUUUGACUUUAUCUCUUCGGAGGAUAUUGGUCAUGUUGCUGGGACGAUUCUGGUCAAUGGUGCCCAGGAACAUAUUGUUCGGCUUCUUGGGCCUGAGAAGAUGACUUUGAGGGAUGCGGUGAAUAUCGUGGGGAAUGUUCUGGGCAAGGAGGUUCGAGUUACAAAGAUCUCCAGGGAGGAAGCUGCCGCGCGUAUGAAAGCAGCUGGUGUUCCUGUACUGAUGGUCCAGUGGCACCUAUAUAAUGUUCUUGAUCGUGCCCGUUUGUACCUUGAGAGUCCGGAGGCCAGCACGGCGCGUGAGAACUUUUUGAGUUAUGCUCAUCGUCCUUUAGAGGGAUUUCGGCAGUGGGUGGAGAAUAAUCGAGCUAGGUUUCUGGAUUGAUUUGUAGAGGAAGGGGGGGAAUCUCUGGUCAA